This is a messenger RNA of Anopheles coluzzii, 1457 nucleotides long. Its product is annotated as serine protease grass-like. The coding region runs from base 47 to 955 and encodes 302 amino acids. The record is from RefSeq and is a predicted model, not a curated record. Gene Ontology annotation, molecular function: serine-type endopeptidase activity. The transcript has 4 exons. NCBI's taxonomy places the organism in Eukaryota, Metazoa, Arthropoda, Insecta, Diptera, Culicidae. Gene Ontology annotation, biological process: proteolysis.
GGCUUUGACUUGAUUUCAUACGAAGCGUAUACGUCAAUUGGUCCAGAUGUGUGUCGCAUAUGGAUUGGCAAUGCGUGCAAUUUCUGUUUACACAAUGUUAGUGACCCUCUGGAGUAUUGGUGGACAAUGGAUAUUUCCGGAUAAAUUGCACACCGAAUUCACUGAUAUUAUCAACAAACAAUGCGGAGAGAUACCCUACAGUGUUAGAGCACGCCCAGUUUUUGGCAGAGUAUAUGAAAAUCCUUGGCUCGUAUUAUUACGCCAUCCUGAAGAAACGUUGCAUUUUUGCCACGGGACACUUAUUAGCAACAGAUAUGUGCUUACAACGGCAAUCUGUGGUGGGAAUGUAGUGACUAAUGGAAACGUCACGGCACUCCAGCAAGCAACUGAGAUUGUAUUAGGUGAAUAUGAUCUUAGUACUGCAACGGAUUGUAUAACUACAUGGAACUGUUCGUUGCAAACUACUCGAAGAUCUAUUGAUAUAGUGAAGAUUCAUCCUAAUUUUACUACUAGUUUUUAUGAAAACGAUAUCGCGUUACUUUUUAUGAACGCCUCGGUACAGUUCGACAACAAUAUUCGUCCAAUAUGCUUGCCGUUUGUAUCCAUAGUAGAUAUUACUGAUGUGCAGCAGCAGACUAUAUACAAUACGAUUUGGUCUAAUGACAGCAUCCCGAGACAAAUUUGGAUGCGUAACGUUCCUAGAGAAAUUUGUCGAGAACAGAUAAAGAAUCUGUUUGCUUUAACCGAAGGUCAUCUAUGUGCCCGAAUCUAUGGUAAACAUUCGGUUGAUAUGAAUGGGAGUGCCGGUUCUGCAUUGCAGGUCGAUUAUCAUGGUCGCAUUUUUGAGUACGGGCUACUAUCGGUUGGAUUUCCCAACGAAACUGAUGCAGCGCCUUAUUUAUAUAUCGACAUAGCAAAGUAUAUAAACUGGAUUCAUGAAUCUGCGUCCAUGUAGAUUGAUAAAACCACAAAAAACAGUUUAAGAGUCAAUAAGGUAAACAUAAAUCUUUGUAUCGUUGUAAAAAUUGUGUUCCGAAGAUAAAUGAAAAUCUUUGUAAAGAUGUUUAAAACAGUCCGACUCUGAACAAUACUAUCUAUACCAGCGAUCGGCAAAGUCCGGCCCAUGGGCCACUAUCGCAACAUUCAAUCAAGCCCGCAAAAGAUUGGAAGAAACUAUUCGUUUACAAAUUAUUGAAGAUCUUUUUGUGCAAUAUUUUAUACUAUCGUACUCUUUACAGUUUAAUACUAUGGACUAUGGAAUGACGCACCGUUUAGUACGUUCGAACAAGAGGUCAAUAUCUCCGUAACAUUUGAUGAAAAAAUGAAUUUUGAAUGAAUCAAACGAAUGAAUAGAAAAACAACUAGGAGAAAUAAUUACAUGAUUAAUUUUCAAGAUAAUUUUUAAUCUUACUUGCACAAAUAAAUAUAAGACUUAGCGAGUUUCCUUUCGUAAUUUA